GUUUUGUAUAGAUUUGGUCUGGUUAUACUUGUCAAGUUGGUCAACGCAGAUUAAAACCGAUCUUCUAUUGUGUGAUUGUUUAUGAUUGGAUUCACAUUAUCAAUUUUGAAGAUAAUUUUCUAAGUUUGUGUUUGAAUUUUAAGUGAUGUUUAGUUUUGAUUGAAGAAAAGGCUUUAAUACAAUGUUAGGCUAGCUUAACUUAAAUGGCUUUUCGAGUUUUUAUGUGAAUAAGUUAAAUGCCGGUAUCUUAAUCACUAUUAAGAUAACGUCAUGUGUGAUAUAUGUGCUGAUUUUUCUGAGCUCCUGAAUAACUUUUCAGAUGGGGACAAAGUCCAUAAACUCGAUGGGAGUGACCUACCUCUUCUUAAAAAACGGGAAAUUGAACAAGUUUUUACAUUCAUACAAACAUGGAUUCAGAGGCAAUGUUUUUGCUGCUUCAGAGAUCCUAAAAAUUAUGAGAAAUUCCACUUAAUAACACAAAGCAUAAUACUAUUAGUUGUUAAGCAAUUGAAAGCUUAUAGAGGCAAGGAUGUGAUUGAAUGCAUUUCUCCACCAAAUGAUGACUCGCACAAAACUAACAAAGAGAACAAGAAUGAAGUAAAGAUCAUUGAUGUUACUGAAGAAAAAGAGCCUACAACAGGAAUUGAUAAAGAAGAAAGUAAAGAUAACAACCCUCUGGAAACAGGAGCUGUUCAUGAAGGAGAGAAGGAUGUCUGGACGAUCCAAGACAUGGAAAAGCUGUUACAUUUUCUCUCAAAAGUGUUUCUUCUCAACUUUCCACUAUAUGCAGCUUACAAACAAAGCUUACAGACCAAAAUGGAAGAACUGACUCAACAAGAAGCUACAGUGCUGAGCAACUUUUGUGACGUUCAUGAUUUGGAAAUACCAAUACAUCUCUUACGGAAUGUUUGCUUAUUUUGCAGGAGUGGUGGUGUACAAGCCAUGACUUCAUGUUUUGAGUACCAAACCUUCCCGUUGCCUGUUGCCCACGCAAUAAUAUCUGUUGUCUGUAAUUUAAAACUUUGGCUGAACUUCAGAUCUAUAAUGCAAUUAUUUAUUCCUCUACGCUCCAAAGUACUAAGAUAUAUGUGCAACAUGAAUGACAAGGAUCUGCGAUCUCAAGGCAUCAAAGCCAUGGCAGAUUUCAUGUGGAGUGCAGUGAAGGAUCCAAUGGACUCUCCAGUGCAGUUUGAUCGUGACGGGCUGAAUCUGGCUUUCAAGUAUUUCACAUCGUCAACACUGACGAUGCGGCUCGCGGGCAUCUCACAGAUCAACUCUCACAUCAACAUGUUCAAUGAGAUGUGCAACAGUGAGAACAUCAUGGAGGUGGAGAGUGUGGGGCAGAAUCUAGCUGCAUGGCUCAUAGACAACAACAUCAUAUCUCAUAUCUUCGGCCCUAAUCUGCAUGUUGAGGUGAUCAAACAGAGCCACAUAAUUCUGAGUUUCCUGGCGAUGGAGUGCAAGAUCACUAACGAGCACAUAGACAUCAUCUGGCAGGCGGCACAGCUGAAGCACUGCAGCAAGCAGGUGCAUGACUUGCUGCCACCUCUCAUCAAGAACCUAGAGGCUGGGCCUGUGCUGCACCUGUACCACCUAUUGUGUCGCCUGGAGCCCCGAGACCACACGGAACAGAGUUUGUACCUGGCCUCGGCCAUUAUCAAGUUCUUGUGGUCAAGCAAUGGAUCAUACAGUGGGCUGGGAGAGCCUCCAGGCAGCUUCAUGUGUCUCACUGGCUACCCGAAGACUUCUCAGAGGCAGAUGAGCAGCUCGGAGAAUAGCAACUCUGAGGGAGAUACAUCUGAAGGCCACAAGAGUGACAGUGAUGGUAGUGAUGGACCGACACCUCGCAAGAGACAGAAGCAAAGGAAGCCAGCUGUAGAGGAGGACGACAGCAGUGAUGCCGAUAGUGCAAAAAUUGAAGAUAUAGAGGAAGAAGAAGCCACAUGUGCCAAGGAAGGUGAAGUCAAAGCCUCUACUCCGGCCAACAGACGAGUCAACAAACGCAAACAGUUGCCUUUCUCACAGCCACCAAAUUCAAACUCAAAAUUGGCAAGACAUAAUCUGAGGCUGAACAAAGCUGACGUUGGACCUUCUAGUUCUGAACAAGAAAGACUUAAACUGCACAGAGAGCAAAAGGCAAUGCGAGAGAAACUGAAAGCCAGUGAGCAGCAGAAAGAUGAAAACAGCAAUUCUGUGAAAAUGGAAGAAUGUUCUGACGAAGAGGAGGAAGAAGACGAGGAUGAAGAGGAGGAGGAGAGUGAGAGUGAGGAGGAGGGAGUGAUGCUGGCCGGACGUAUCUCACUGGACCCGGACACUGUGAUGGACCAGGAGGUGCCCAACUUAAUGCUCAGGCAAGGUUCAGACUACAUACAGCUUGUGAGCAGAACCUCCCCUGACUGUGGACAGACAGCUGUGAUGACAGAGCUGGCAAGUCUAGUACAGAACGCUCCUCACUGCCGACCUUUCAUCACCUCCACCUUCCAGCUUAACCCGCAAGGUUCAGACUACAUACAGCUUGUGAGCAGAACCUCCCCUGACUGUGGACAGACAGCUGUGAUGACAGAGCUGGCAAGUCUAGUACAGAACGCUCCUCACUGCCGACCUUUCAUCACCUCCACCUUCCAGCUUAACCCGCAAGGUUCAGACUACAUACAGCUUGUGAGCAGAACCUCCCCUGACUGUGGACAGACAGCUGUGAUGACAGAGCUGGCAAGUCUAGUACAGAACGCUCCUCACUGCCGACCUUUCAUCACCUCUACCUUCCAGCCUAACCCUCAUGAAAUGAUGGAAGAAAUACUAAGUGUUGAAGAUGGAGAAGGUGAUGGAAGCUUAUCUUCCAGAAUGAGCAACAAAUCAGAGAAGAACAUGGCCGACUUUGAUGGGGAAGAAUCUGGCUGUGAUGAGGAAUUGGCUCAAUUUGCUGCCAGAGCUCAGUUGCAGGCUCAUCUGACACCACAACAGCUGGGACAGAUGGCGAGGCUACAUGCCAACAAGGUCGCUCUGCACCACCUGGCUCCCAUCCCUUCACAGUUCAACCUGGAGAAUGUCUGCAAACCGGGGAACACACUGUUGUGGGACCUUCUACAGGACGAUAAAAUUAAUCAAUUAGGGGAGGGUUUGGCGAUGGAAGCUGAGAAAGUUCUAUGCAACCUUUUGUGCUUCAGCAGUGAUAAGGUGAUAAGGAUGAAGUUCAUCGAGGGGUGUUUGGAUAACCUAGCAAAAAACUGGUCAGUGGUGGUGUCGCUUAGGCUGCUGCCCAAGCUGUUUGCAUCAUUCCAGCAUUUCCGCGGUGGUGCUGUAGACACUCACCAUGUCAUGCUGUGGGCACUCAAGGAACAUGCCAUGAUGGAACGGUUCUUUGACAACCUACGAGUGUGUACUACUGCCGGCCCUCUCCCUCUCACUCAUGUGCAAGUCAGGCUACAGUUCCUCACACACAUAUACUCCCCUCUGGGCCUGCCUGAGUAUAUAAGACUGAGUGUGGAGGAGCUGGACACCCUGUGGCAGUGUCUGGCAAGUGAUCCAGAGUGUUCAGACGAACUGUUUAGCUGGCUGCUGCGGCAGACCAAGGCUCGUGAGCAACAUGCACUAAGACCCGAUACUCUGCGACACCUGUACACUCGCAAGCUGCCCACCUUGCCUCCUGAGACCAUCUCCAUGACAGCACUGGACCUGUACCAGCAACUGUGCAAUAUGGCUCGUACCUCCUGCGACUCCCCGGACAUGGACCACCUGUGGAAGAUAGCUCUCAGAGUCAACAACACUGAUGUGAGUAUGGCUGCCAUCCAGUAUCUCAACAACUACUACAUGGGUCGCCAGCUGGAGCAGGAGUCUGAGUUUGUGUCACAGUGUAUGGCCAACUUGGCACAAGCCACUCAGGACCUACACAACCACGAGGAGGCCAGCCUUCUAUGUAUACAACGAGCCUUACUGCUGCUCAACACUCAUCUUGACACUUUCAAACGCAGGUAUGCUUACCAUCUACGGCGCUGGACUAUAGAGGGCCAAAGUCUAGGAAGCCAUGUUAUAGGAGAGAGGGAGAGGGGAGCUGUACUCAAGGUAGUGGUGCAGCCAGCAGGAGUUCAGGACAAAGUCAGCAUAGAGAUGUUGAGCACAGACUAUGUGGCAGAGUUGAGAGCUGAAGUAACAGUCUGGUGGGAGACACUGAGUCACAAGCCUUCUACCGCUCUCAGCGACGGACCCAUCCGCAUCAUCACCCAGGGCCAGGAACUCACCAUUGAGUUUGACGAGAAAACACUCGGCGAGAUUGGCUUCAAAGACAACCAGAUGGUGUACAUCUCAGUGGGUGCUUCAAGACAGAAGAAGCGAGGUGACUCAGGGGACACUCCGUCCAUGUUGCCUCCUCCUCCUCGAGAGAGUCUGCCUACUGUGUUGCUGCUGCUGCCUAACUACUUUGAGCAACUGUUCACUCUGAUGCAGACCCUCAGUGCCAUGAAAACUCAAGUCAAGGGCGGACAUCACAUUCCCCACACCAAGGCGCAGGUGUUGUCUCGGAGAGUGUGGGACAUCCUCAUACUGCUGCCCACCAGCCCCACGCUGCUGGACGGCUUCCAGAAACUGGACUCUGAGUGCAAGCUACAACAUCUGCUGGAUCCAGCCAGUCCUCAGAAACUCAUGUACUCACUGUACAUCGUAGAGAGUCUCAACAGAAACUCCUCCCUGCAUAAGAAGUCUAUAAACACAGAUGAAGAAAGUUCCUCUGAAAGUCCUUGGAGUGAAAUGUUUGUACAAAAUGGAGGACUUCGCCACUUGUUUGAUAUUUUUAUGUCAGGGGUGCUACAAGUAUCUGGUGGCAGUGAGUGGCAGCAGGACUGCCUAGCUUGUCUGCUCAAGUUGUUGUGUCAGCUGGGAAUGACACACAACUGUGAUGAAGUCUCCAGCCUUUCUACCAAGAACAAGAGAAAACGUUGUGCCAAAUCUGAUAAAAUGGUCAUACCAAAACUAAGUCAAGCAAUGGUUCACUUGAUGGAAAUAGAGACUGUUAUUCCAAGACUGACUAGCAUUCUGUAUGAAGCCUCAAUGCCACGAGAUCCAAAUCAUUAUAAGACUGGGUUUUGGGGGAGAGCUCAGGUGGUGCAGUACGCCAUGGCUCUGAUUGUGUCCUGGGCCUACACUGUGCCAGGAGUGAGGGAGGCUCUUUAUGCCGAGGAAGGUUUCCACACUUGGCUGAGAAGGCUGGUACUUGAGGAGCCUGAACCUUGUGUUCGUCGGGAAGUCUGCACGGCGCUGUACAGGUUGGCUGCUCCUCCUCAUGCACCGUCCAUGCUCACCCAUCUCCUGGUCUUGCUGGACAAAGCCGAGGUCAUGAGGCCUGCCAAACAAGAGGGUCUUCAUCUUCAAGCUCUGCCAGAGGAUGGUAAAGAACCCUAUGGGCCAGCUUGCAGAGAUUAUUUUUGGUUGUUGAGCCGUUUGGUGGAUAAUCUAACACCUGAUGAUAUCUCUAAAGAGGUAAUAGAUUUAGAGAGGCUGGCCAGCAGAGUAUACCAGUCCAUUGUGGGGAGAGAGUAUCUGGAGACUAGACACAACACAGUGGAGGAUGACGGCCUCAUUGGACUGCUAAACCUCAUGUGCAACAUCCUCAAACACAACCCUGACUUCAAAACUGGCAAUGACGGACAAGCUUUGCUAAAUGAGGUAUUUGACUUCCUCUUUGCACUGCCUGACCCGAGCAACAGACACUUCCCCAAGUGUAAGUCUCAGACUGCUCGCUCGGCUGCCUAUGACUUGCUGGUGGAACUGGUCAACGGAGCCAAACAGAACUACAAGCAACUACAUGAGAAGCUGCUCAACCAACACAAGCCUGGUCCCCAUUCUCCAUAUCCGUGGGACUACUGGCCCCAUGAGGAUGGUCGCUCAGAGUGUGGCUACGUGGGUCUUACCAACCUAGGAGCCACCUGCUAUAUGGCGUCUUGUAUGCAGCAUCUGUACAUGAUGCCUCAGGCACGAGCUGAGAUAUUGCAGGCAGAUAGUGACAAAGCCACACCCAAACACCAACAAACCCUCAAAGAGCUGCAGCGCAUGUUUGCUUAUCUUCUGGAAAGUGAGAGGAAAGCGUAUAACCCUCGUAGUUUCUGUAAAGUUUACACAAUGGACCAUCAGCCUUUGAAUACUGGAGAACAAAAAGAUAUGGCUGAGUUUUUCAUCGACUUGGUCUCGAAGCUUGAAGAAAUGACACCUGAGUUAAAAAAGCUAGUCAAAACUUUGUUUGGUGGUGUGAUCAGCAACAAUGUCGUCUCUUUGGACUGUAAUCAUGUGAGUCGAACACUUGAGGAGUUCUACACGGUGAGAUGUCAAGUAGCAGACAUGCGCAACUUGUACGAGAGUCUGGACGAGGUCACAGUCAAGGACACACUGGAGGGAGACAACAUGUAUACCUGCUCUCAGUGUGGCAAGAAAGUCAGGGCGGAGAAAAGAGCGUGUUUUAAGAAGUUACCAAAUAUUCUAUGUUUCAACACAAUGAGGUACACCUUUAAUAUGGUUACCAUGCUAAAAGAAAAAGUCAACACACAUUUCUCGUUUCCUCUGAGGCUGGACAUGGCUGGUUAUGUGGAAAAGCAUCUGAUGCCUCAACAGUAUCAAGAGGAAAAGGAACAAGAAAGUAAGGAGCAGGAGAAGGAUGUGGAAGAUGAGUCUCUUUCAUACGAGUAUGAUCUGAUAGGAGUGACAGUCCACACAGGCACGGCUGACGGAGGACAUUACUACAGCUUCAUCAGAGACAGGUCCAGGGACAAGUGGUUUCUGUUCAAUGACGCGGAGGUCAAGCCAUUCGAUCCUAAACAGAUAGCGGCUGAAUGCUUUGGUGGGGAGAUGAUAAGUAAAACAUAUGACUCUGUGACGGACAAGUUCAGAGAUCUGAGCUUUGAGAAGACCAACAGCGCGUACAUGUUGUUCUACGAGCGCACGCCUUCAGGUGGCUGCGGCGAGGGGGGCUCCAAGGAAGAGGUGGCAGUCACUCAGUCCCUCACCACCUGUCCUCCAAUCACCCUUUCUAAAGAGCUGGAGGAUUGGAUCUGGCAGGACAACAUGCACUUCCUACGAGACAAGAAUAUAUUCGAACACACCUAUGUUCAGUUCAUGUCACAAAUAUGUGGGAAAGUUCCCCAAACUCUAGAUAAUAUCCAGGAAAUGAUAGAGAUGGCAGCACAGUUGUCUACAACCUUCUUUAUCGAAACCUUCAUUCACGCCAAAGAAAAGCCUACUAUGGUCCAGUGGGUGGAGUUGCUGACCAAGCAGUUCAGCACUUCACAAUCUGCUUGUGAGUGGUUCUUGCGACACAUGGCUCACAACAACUGGUGGCCAGUGCAGAUCCUCAUCAAGUGUCCCAACCAAAUGGUUCGUCAAAUGUUUCAGAGGUUGUGUCAGCAUGUUAUUCAACUGUUGAGGCCACAUCAUGCUCCUCUGUUCCUCAAGAUGGACUCUGAUGAUGAGGGGUUGGAGGAUGCAGACCCUGACAAGAUUGGCUACCAGAGUUGUGUCAGUAUGUUCAUCCGUAGUGUUAACUGUUGUGUGUUUUGUAUGGACUCUGAUGAUGAGGGGUUGGAGGAUGCAGACCCUGACAAGAUUGGCUACCAGAGUUGUGCCACUAUGUUCAUCCGUAGUGUUAACUGUUGUGUGUUUUGUGUAGGCCACAUCAUGCUCCUCUGUUCCUCAAGAUGGACUCUGAUGAUGAGGGGUUGGAGGAUGCAGACCCUGACAAGAUUGGCUACCAGAGUUGUGCCACAUCAUGCUCCUCUGUUCCUCAAGAUGGACUCUGAUGAUGAGGGGUUGGAGGAUGCAGACCCUGACAAGAUUGGCUACCAGAGUUGUGUCAGUAUGCCACAUCAUGCUCCUCUGUUCCUCAUGAUGGACUCUGAUGAUGAGGGGUUGGAGGAUGCAGACCCUGACAAGAUUGGCUACCAGAGUUGUGUCACUAUGCCACAUCAUGCUCCUCUGUUCCUCAAGAUGGACUCUGAUGAUGAGGGGUUGGAGGAUGCAGACCCUGACAAGAUUGGCUACCAGAGUUGUGUCACUAUGUUCAUCCGUAUGCUUCUUUCUCUGAUGGAACAUGGUGCUAAGCCUCAUUUGAAACACCUCACUGAAUAUUUUGCUCUUCUCUACGAGUUUGCCAAAAUGGGUGAAGAAGAAAGCCAAUUUCUCAUCUCAAUCCAUGCAAUCUCGACCAUGGUCAAUUUUUACUUGGGACAAAAGAGUCAUGAUUACGUGGAAGUAGUCAGCGAGGAGGAAGAGGAAGAAGAAGUAGUGCCACUACCUACAGAUAAAUACAAGCCCCAGUCACUAGACAAGAUGAUCAUGUUGGUAGCACUGCUGGUGGAGAAGUCCAGAGGACCUGAACACACUCUCCGUCUCUCCGCUACUGACUACAACGUCAUAGCAGGAAGCAAGGGGUUUCCGUUCCUUUUUCAACAAAUCAAGGACUCUAUCAAUCUUCAUCAGACCAGAAACCUAAUAUUUUCUCUGUGCCGUUGGAAUGACAGAUUAGCUACACACAUUGUAGCCAUGAUAUUCUCUGCCAUUCACAAAUUUUCAGAUCUUUGCCAGCCUUUCUUCAAGCUGCUGACCCAGUUGGUGGAGACUACAGCUGUAGGACCACAAGGACUGCCAAACUUUACCAACCUAGUGUUGGAGCGAGUGCUGGAGGUGAUGGAGGUGACACCUCAGAGUGCGCUGGACUGGCUGGCCGUGCAGGUACCUCGCAACAAGGCAGCACACGACUGGGUCAUGGGAGGCCUGGACAACUGGCUGCAGCACUACCUGCUGGCACACAACAACCAGCGAGUCCGAUCAGCUGCUGCCUACCUGUUGGUGGCGUUGGUGCCCAGCACACAGUUCCGCCAGUGUUACCGCACAGCUCGGCAACACAACGAGGUGAUGCUGCCUGCUCAGGCUCUCAAGGUGCUACACCAGGUUUACAUGAGUUUGUACUGUAAUGACUCAUGGUUGAUGUUUGCAGCUGCUGCCUACCUGUUGGUGGCGUUGGUGCCCAGCACACAGUUCCGCCAGUGUUACCGCACAGCUCGGCAACACAACGAGGUGAUGCUGCCUGCUCAGGCUCUCAAGGUGCUACACCAGGUUUACAUGAGUUUGUACUGUAAUGACUCAUGGUUGAUGUUUGCAGCUGCUGCCUACCUGUUGGUGGCGUUGGUGCCCAGCACACAGUUCCGCCAGUGUUACCGCACAGCUCGGCAACACAACGAGGUGAUGCUGCCUGCUCAGGCUCUCAAGGUGCUACACCAGGUUUACAUGAGUUUGUACUGUAAUGACUCAUGGUUGAUGUUUGCAGCUGCUGCCUACCUGUUGGUGGCGUUGGUGCCCAGCACACAGUUCCGCCAGUGUUACCGCACAGCUCGGCAACACAACGAGGUGAUGCUGCCUGCUCAGGCUCUCAAGGUGCUACACCAGGUUUACAUGAGUUUGUACUGUAAUGACUCAUGGUUGAUGUUUGCAGCUGCUGCCUACCUGUUGGUGGCGUUGGUGCCCAGCACACAGUUCCGCCAGUGUUACCGCACAGCUCGGCAACACAACGAGGUGAUGCUGCCUGCUCAGGCUCUCAAGGUGCUACACCAGGUUUACAUGAGUUUGUACUGUAAUGACUCAUGGUUGAUGUUUGCAGCUGCUGCCUACCUGUUGGUGGCGUUGGUGCCCAGCACACAGUUCCGCCAGUGUUACCGCACAGCUCGGCAACACAACGAGGUGAUGCUGCCUGCUCAGGCUCUCAAGGUGCUACACCAGGUUUACAUGAGUUUGUACUGUAAUGACUCAUGGUUGAUGUUUGCAGCUGCUGCCUACCUGUUAGUGGCGUUGGUGCCCAGCACACAGUUCCGCCAGUCUGCUGCCUACCUGUUAGUGGCGUUGGUGCCCAGCACACAGUUCCGCCAGUCUGCUGCCUACCUGUUAGUGGCGUUGGUGCCCAGCACACAGUUCCGCCAGUGUUACCGCACAGCUCGGCCACACAAUGAGGUGAUGCUUCCUGCUGAGGCUCUCACGGUGCUACACCAGAUCUAUAUGGUGCUGCUGCGACUGCUGAAGACUGCCCGUCUCUACACAGAGAUAGCUCAGCACGGUUCUAGCAAGCUGUCUGCAUACUUCACUCUGCUCAACUACUUCGCCAUCUCACGCAAAGAAAAACUCAUGUUUGGACCUUACCUUCUCGACCUCUGGCAGCUGUUUCACCCUAAGCUGUCUGAGCCUGGGAUACCCGUACAUCACAACAAGCAGGCUUUACUCAUGUUUUGGUACCAUGUUUGUACCGACUGCCCAGAAAAUGUACAGCUCAUCCUGCAGAACGCUCACAUCAUAAAAAACAUUGCCUUUAAUUAUAUAUUAGCAGACCAUGAGGACCAGGAGGUGGUGCUGUUCAAUCGUGCCAUGUUGCCAGCCUACUACGGUCUGCUGCGGCUGUGUUGUCAGCAGUCACGGUCCUUCACCAGACAGCUGGCCAAUCACCAGAACCUCACAUGGGCAUUCAAGAACAUCACACCACACCCCACACAGUACGCCAUGGCUGUGGAUGAACUGUUCAAGUUGAUGGCCCUGUUUGCUGCCAAGUACCCAGAUAGCACAGAGCAUGAAAUCAUGGAGAUAAAUGCUUUUCGCAAGCAGACUCUGCAGCUAUAUCUUCAGUUCCUUGAUGGUCGUUCGUCAUGGGCCACCCUUAUUUCUGCAUUUAGAAUACUAGUAGAGAAUGAUGAAGAUCGUCACUUUGUACUAUAUAAUGGUGGCCUACAAAUGUGCUUUGAGUCGUUCCAUACAUUGCACGUGAUGUACCAUGAGGCAACAGCAUGUCAUGUCACUGGGGACCUGCUAGAGCUGCUGACUAUCCUGGUGGACCUCAUCAAGUGUCUAAGAUCCUUCUUGUUCCAUACAUUGCACGUGAUGUACCAUGAGGCAACAGCAUGUCAUGUCACUGGGGACCUGCUAGAGCUGCUGACUAUCCUGGUGGACCUCGUCAAGUGUCUUAAGACCCUGAGAGAACAAACAUGUCAGAACUGUUCGUUCCAUACAUUGCACGUGAUGUACCAUGAGGCAACAGCAUGUCAUGUCACUGGGGACCUGCUAGAGCUGCUGACUAUCCUGUCGUUCCAUACAUUGCACGUGAUGUACCAUGAGGCAACAGCAUGUCAUGUCACUGGGGACCUGCUAGAGCUGCUGACUAUCCUGUCGUUCCAUACAUUGCACGUGAUGUACCAUGAGGCAACAGCAUGUCAUGUCACUGGGGACCUGCUAGAGCUGCUGACUAUCCUGGUGGACCUCGUCAAGUGUCUAAGAUCCUGUAGGGAAAGCAAAGAUGUCAGAACUAUAUUCCUUGCAUGUAAGGAUUGGUCGGACAUUCUUCGCAAACUGGUAACAUUGCUCAACACUUACAACUCUCAGGAUAUGCGCAACCUAUGCAUAGACCUACUGAAGGAGCUGGUGCUGCUGCUACCAACAGAUGUGCUGGGCGUGCUGGUCCCUGUGCUGCUCCACUGCCAUGCUGCGUUCCAAGACAACAACAAUGCCAUGCCCAUGGGACCUUACUUCCCCCGCCGUGGACACAAACUGCCCUCCCUUAGUCUCAAAGGCAGCGCAAGACCUCUGCGGCCGAUGGUGCAGAUGGCCGUCCCUCACAAUCAGAUUGAUGUCGCCAAGGGUGUAGAUCCGGAGUAUGACCAAGCUCUUCACCAGUUCUAUGCUCCUUACCACAACUUUGUGGACGUCAUGUGUCGUCUGGCCAUCAACAACAACUGCAUGACUGAGAAUCUAGUCAACCUCAGUGCAAUGGUGGGUUUUGAGGCUGUACCAUUGCAUUUCACCUUCUUCCCCAAACUGUGGCUCGACAUCCAUCAAGCUCAGAAUGUGGAUCGGAAGUACAUCAACAUGUUGACCAACAGCAACUACUUUGCUGAUUAUGUAGAGUCUGUGCUGUUAGACGAACGCCUGUCACUAAACAUCAACAUUAUAUAUGACUUCCUGGCUACAUACUUCCCCAAGGUAGCUCCACAAGUGCUGUCUGACCAGACGUGUCAGUUGAUGGAGACUCUGGUACACACACUAGGCAAAUCACUUGACACUGCCAACCUGACCACAGCUGCGUACAAGCUGCACGGAGACCUACGAGCGUUGUCUCUAGUCUACAGUGUGCAACUGCCUGUGGUACCUCCUCCGGAUCUGCCUCCCAUACUGGACAAACUACUGUCCAAGAUCAAGGACAACUUGACAGAUGAAUCUCCUAGUAAAAGACGAAAAACAAAUGAAGAAGAUCAAGCUAAAAAAGAUAAAGAAGAGACGCCUGAGGAAAAGAGUUGUAUCCCCAGUGAACCUAGCUGUAGUGGUGGGAGUGAAGCGAGUUGCUCAAAGGAGAAAGACAACAUCGUAGAGGAGGGAGGUGGGAGUGGCUUACCUAGUGGGAGUGGGAGUGGGAGUGGGAGUGGGAGUGGGAGUGGAGAGGUGGACUGGCUAGAGCGACUACAAACUACAACAGUAGCACUUGUAGCAGCCUUGCAACAGAAAAUAGCACACGAGGAGCCCACCUAGUGUACAAGCAUUCAUUUCUAUGUGUGUAAAUCAAUCAAUGUAUUAUAAUUUUAGAAAAUAUUUGCUUUACAUAAUAACUUGAAUUUAAGUUUGUGCUGAAUUGGUGAUAUUUUAAAAACAUAUCAGUUUAGUGUUACCGUUAAUGAGUUUUAAAGUUUUCUUUCUAGUUAUGAAACUUGGUUUAAUUUAUUUAUUGAAAGUUUAUUUUAUGAAUUUUGUAUUCAAAUAUCACCAGAGCUGUUGUAUCAACAGUAGAGGGCCAAACACUUGACUCUGUAUGAUUUAAAAGUAAACGUUAUUCUUGAAAAGUUUAA
Molecule: messenger RNA, 12845 nt
Organism: Macrosteles quadrilineatus (aster leafhopper)
Lineage: Eukaryota; Metazoa; Arthropoda; Insecta; Hemiptera; Cicadellidae
Gene: puf
Product: ubiquitin carboxyl-terminal hydrolase 34
Exons: 67
Coding region: 271-12531 (4086 amino acids)
Biological process (GO): protein deubiquitination
Cellular component (GO): nucleus; cytosol
Molecular function (GO): cysteine-type endopeptidase activity; protein binding; cysteine-type deubiquitinase activity
Source: RefSeq, a predicted model, not a curated record